Molecule: messenger RNA, 2592 nt
Organism: Phanerochaete carnosa HHB-10118-sp
Lineage: Eukaryota; Fungi; Basidiomycota; Agaricomycetes; Polyporales; Phanerochaetaceae
Exons: 5
Coding region: 1-2592 (863 amino acids)
Molecular function (GO): protein binding
Source: RefSeq, a predicted model, not a curated record
AUGCUGUCCAAACUGACUCUUCUGCCGCGCAGCAUGUUUCUGCAAGCUGCCCAGCAAAAGACUCCGUCCAUAUCGCCCUCAAGGCUCCGCGCGUCCUCUACACCCCGCACUAAGCCGCCACCAAGCCCGACACCAGGCAGCAGGACGCUGCGUCCCCAGAGUAGCCUCCAAGCCUCGAGGCCAAUCACUCCGUCCAAGUCUCCGUUAAAGAAGGUCAAGCCUCUUCCAGAGGAGCCCCCGGCAUCUCCUCAGCUUAACAUCAGAGAGCAGAUUGCGCUCAAACGAGCGGAGGCGAAGAAGGCACAAGCGAAGAGCGCGCCGCCCACAAAUGGCUUCGAUGACUUCGAGGGAUUGGAGGACGCUACAUCUACUCGUGAUCCAAGUCCGGAUGAGAACGCUAUUGAUUUGGGAAGGUGGUCGGUGAAGGAGACGAUUGAGAGAGCACGGACGACGGGUGCCGUAAACCUUGCUUCUCGGGGGCUACCGUGCCUGCCCUCUGCAUUGUUUGAGAUACACCUUGGCAUAAAGCCAGAGCCGCUGAAACUUGUCCCGGUCGAACCAUCAAUUACAACGGGUACUUCAGACGACCCUUCUGCAUCUAAGCGACGCAAUGGUGCACAAGAUCUCGAGAUCCUAAAGGCAUGGUCGAACGAGAUCCUUGAAGUGCAGCCAGAGAUAUCCAUGUUCGGCUCACUGAAGAGUGUCGAUUUGCACAACAACAGACUUACCUUCCUUCCCGACUCCUUCGCUGAUCUCACUGCGUUGACGUCGCUGGACCUUUCACACAACUCUUUGACGUCUCUACCUGCCAAUAUAUUCGCUCUGCCCUCUCUCGCUGCUCUUAAUCUGUCCCAUAACUCUCUCACAUCCCUACCCUUCUUCGCGCCGUUCUCCGACUCCGUUAAUCCUCUGGGACGGACCAAGGAUCCUCGGGGUGACUGGUACUGUGAUACUAUCACCCGUGCUACUACGGUCUUGCCAAGACUGUCCGUCCUAGAUAUAUCGCACAACAAGUUGUCCGCGGCUUCUAUCGACUAUGAGCUGAACCACCUGCCCGCUUGUCUCGCCAAGCUCGAUCUCUCAUCGAACCCUCUAGGACAGUCUACUUCUCUCAUCCGCGCAUUGUCGAAGUUGGAGAAGCUUGGCGAACUGAAGUGCGAGCACGCCGACAUCGGCGAUGAUUCCUUCCCCACGACGCUCUUCUCGUCGGAAUCCACGCCCUUCUCCUCGCUUAGCGUCCUUGAUCUUGGUGAGACCUACGUCACCCGCCCGGCCAUCGAGGCCGCCUUCCUUCUCACUAUCGUCAAGCAGAAGAUUGAGUACGACGUGACGUCGGAUGCACCAAAGCCUGGUGUCCUGCGCGUCAUUGUUGGCAAGCGCGUCAUCAAGGAGGUUUGGGAGAUCGAGGCCGAGCGAAGGACAAAGGCUCGUGGGCGACAUAAUUCAAAGAGUAAUGACACGAAAGAUGGAUGGGCCGGCCCACUCGGUGGUAGCUCACCAGCGAAGAAAGAAGUUGCGAAGGAGACUUGGGAGAUCGAGGCCGGGCAAAGUCUUCUAACCGAGGGCGCGAAGAGGCGUGCUCGCGCAGCAGCUGCCGCUGCCGCCCCGGAGUCAGGCCUAGUGGACUCUGCUUUGUUGUCUCCGCCCAAACCUUCACUACCAGCGCUGAAGCCUGUCGAAAAGGAGGCGUGGGAGAUUGAGGCGGAGCUAGGCUUGUUGACAGCAGGUGGCCGACGGCGCGCUCGAGCAGCGGCAGUGGCAGCAGCCGCGCACCAACAGCAGCCUACACCUGCAGCAAGUCCGAGUCCAGAGCCGCAGUCGUCGGCCGCGUCGCCCAUACCUUCAGCAAGUUCUGCGCUUUCAAGCACACAGUACUACACUGCCGCAACACAAACGCUCACCCUGCCGCCAUCCGCUGCGUUGCGCAAGAACGAGCACUUUCGUUCAUUUUCCCUGGCUAUCAAGCCUACACCGGCGGGGUCAGCAUCCGAAUUGGCACUGGCGGUCCCGACGCCGACGCUCCCGCUCGCUGCUAUCAUCACCCAGCCCUUCGCACACACGCUCAAGGUCCUCGUGCUUACCAGCAGGAAGAUGGACAGCUCGUUCAGCCUGCCCGCAGACUCUGAUGGGCCGUUCCUGCCUGCGCUUGAGGAGCUCGUGCUGGAGGGCUGCGGGCUCGGCGGCACCGUCCCCGUAUCGCGCGUCGCGGCGGCCGACGCGGCGAGCGGCACGGCGCCGCGUACGAGCGAGGCACUCCUCCCGCUGCUCAUGCUGCUCUUCCCGGGCCUGCGCACGCUCGACCUGAGCUACAACGCGCUCGACGGAGACGCGCUCUCGCGGGACGCCCUCGCGGCGCUCGUGCUCGCAGACGCGGCGGCGGGGCGCGCGGGGCUGCGGUGCCUGCGCCUGCGCGGGAACGCGCUCGCGGCGCUCGACGGCUUCGAGCGGCUCGCAGAGAUGUUCCGGGGCAACCGCGACGUGCGCGAGUGGACGCUCGAGGAGCUCGACAUACGGGACAACGAGAUCGGGCGGCUGCCGCCCCCGGUAGGGCUCCUCCCGCUGGAGGUGUUCCUCGUCGACGGGAAUACGUGA